AUGGUGAAAAUUGAGGGAAUGAAAUGCUUGAAAGUUUUUCGUUUCGUCACACACAGAGACGAUAAAAAAAGAACGGAAGCCAAAGUAGUGACAAACCCUAUUCGAGAUUAUCAUCUUUGUCGACCUAGUCAGGACAACGGUAGCUUCAAAAUUGUCACAUGUUAUUUCCACAUUGUCUUUCUUCAUAUUUGUAUUGCUUUGCAUGUGAAAGUGAUUUUAAUGUACGUUGAUCAAUAA
This is a messenger RNA of Clunio marinus, 237 nucleotides long. The record is from the annotation of a GenBank genome assembly. Lineage: Eukaryota; Metazoa; Arthropoda; Insecta; Diptera; Chironomidae.